Messenger RNA from Chara braunii, 1305 nucleotides. NCBI's taxonomy places the organism in Eukaryota, Viridiplantae, Streptophyta, Charophyceae, Charales, Characeae. The record is from the annotation of a GenBank genome assembly.
CCCUGUUGUUACCUCGCCCUCUCCGGGCAGCGUGAUACCUGCGCCGGGAUUUGCCCAGGCGACCUUCGACGACAAAACUGCUUAAACUCUGACAUUUCAGAAUCUGACGUACAAGGUGACCAUGGGGAAAGGCAGCGGCUCUGGAGGGAAGUCACAGAAGGACUUGUUGAAGAACAUCAAUGGAGAGGCUCGCCCUGGGGAGAUCUUGGCCAUUGUGGGUCCAUCGGGAGCGGGGAAAUCCACUCUCCUGGACGCGCUUGCUGGUCGGAUCACGGCCAAAAGUCUAGAGGGUAUCAUUAUGACCAAUGGAACACUCAUGGGCAGCAAGCAGUACCGCAAGCUUUCUGGGUACGUUAUGCAAGACGAUAACCUGUUUCCGCACCUCACAGUGAAAGAGACGCUGAUGUUCAGCGCUCGCCUCCGGCUUCUUGGUGGCAUGCCGAUGCACGUCAAAGCCGCGCGCGUCGACAUGCUUAUCGCGAUGUUGGGCCUCCGUGAAUGCGCACACACCCGGAUAGGCAACGAGCAAGUCCGCGGUGUGUCCGGGGGCCAGAAGAGGCGGGUCUCCAUCGGUGUGGAUCUGAUCCAUGACCCCGCCGUUCUGUUCCUGGACGAGCCGACGUCUGGACUCGAUAGCACCUCCUCGCUGAACGUGGUCCAGAACUUGUACCAGAUUGCGACCACUCGCCGGCGCACCAUCUUGUUGACCAUUCACCAGCCUAGCUUUCGCAUCCUGGAGCGUAUCCACAACCUCAUGAUCUUGGCACGUGGCUCCUUGGUGUACAGCGGUAGUUACCCCGACCUGUCGAUCUUUCUGACCGACUACGGCAGACGCGUUUCCGACCAUGUCAAUGUGCUGGAGUUCGCUCUGGACGUGAUCGAGAAGCUGCAGGAGUCGCCGCACGGUGUCGAUUCCCUUGCCGAGUUCCACUCCACCAGAUCCCAAUCCAAGCUCCGGCCUUCCUUGUCUGGAUUGAGCAAUAUCGGACAGCUGGCAGAGGCUGCAGACUUCGCCACGAGUCCAUUCACGGAGACGUUGACUCUCUGCCACCGCAACCUCAUAAACAUAGUUCGAACUCCGGAGUCGUUUGUGUCUGGGCUCGGCCUGAUGCUCGUCACGGGAAUGAUUCUGGGCUCGCUUUUCUACGGCGUGGGCAACGAUGAGAGGGGUACCUUCGACAGGAACUCCUUCUUUUCCUUCGCUUGCGUCCUCCCGAUGCUUAGCGGCAUUAACGCUCUUCCCAUUUUCUAAAUGGAAAGGAACAUUUUCAUGCGGGAGACGAGCCGAGGAUCUUAUCGCACGUC